CAUUGAGCUUAUAUGACUUCAAUCAAGUUGAUCAAGUUCAGUCUUGGAUCAACGUCGGUUUGUGUCGGACGCGAGUUAUAAAUUAUAACUUAAUCUGUUUGUGAUCGCGUAAACACGCGGCUUGUGAUGGCUAUAAGAGGAUUUAUUGUGUGUUUGUGUGUCACCCUGUGUGUACAAAAUGUGAUCUGUCAAUUUGGUUUCUUCAAUCAAAGGGGUAAUAAUGGUUUCUUUGGCCAAGAGUUUAUGCAACCCAGAAGACAAGAUAGGUUUAACUUCUUCAACACCCGACCACAAAGACCAGUGAUCAAUCCACAAAAUAAUCAGGACAAUAUAUACGUCUAUGAAAUAAGUCCAGGAUCUCCAAACCAAUAUGACUAUAAUGGAAGACCUGUCGUGUUCCCAACAAACCGACCAAUGUAUAACCAGAAUGGUCAGAAUAAUGGAAACGUUAAUUUCCAAAACAAUCCUAACAAUGUCAACUUCCAGAAUCCAAACAAUGGGAUGUUCCAACCCAACCCAAACAAUGGGAAUUUCCAACCAACAGGCCCUUAUGAUGGUGGUUUUCAACCAGCGCCUAAUGAUGGUAGCUUCCAACCGCCCCCUAAUGACGGUAACUUCCAACCAGGACCAAGUGAUGGUAGCUUUCAGCCAGGAGCAAGUGAUGGUAGCUUCCAACCUGCUCCUAGUGAUGGUAGCUUUGAACCCGCCCCUAACGAUGGUAGUUUCCAACCAAAUAACGACAAUGAAGUAACCAAUACAGAUGAGGAGAAACCCUCUCAAAACGGAUCUAAUGGAGGAUUUGAGGAGGUGAAGACUACCACUACACCUAGUACAGAAGACGUCGGCGUCACAGCACCAAAUGAUCCAGUCAACCUUGAUGAUGUCCCGACAUGGAAACCACUGACUCCAGUGCCAACUGUCUCCACGGAAUCAAGGAACAACUUUAAUUUCCAACAAAAUCCAAAUCAAGGAGUGUUCAAGGAGACCUGCCCAACGGUAGAAGGCGGUCUCGGCACGUGUAUCUCGGUGUACGAGUGCCAGCCCUACAUCGCCGUGCUGCGCGAGUCCAGGACCAACCCUAACGCCGUGCAGCUGCUGCGGAAGGCACACUGCGGGUUCGAGGGAACUGCUCCAAAGGUAUGCUGUCCACUGCCCGGUUUCCCAGAACCACAAAAACCUCUUCCGAAGCCAACCACGACCACCACCACUACCACUACCACCACGACUCCGAAACCGACGCCAGCGCCAAAGGAUGCCAAUGCAGUAGCGCAGUUAAGCCCUGAGGACUUCGUGGCUGCGCUCCCUGAUCCUCCAGUCUGUGGGUUCAGCAAUGCUUCUCUCGGAAGAGUCGUUGGUGGAGUUGAUGCUGGUUUGGGAGACUUCCCAUGGAUGGCACUCCUCGGUUACAAGAGUAAACGGACGCAAACUACCAACUGGCUGUGCGGAGGGUCCCUCAUCAGCUCUCGACAUGUCCUCACCGCUGCCCACUGCAUCCACAACCAUGAAGAAGACCUGUACGUAGUUCGACUAGGUGAGCUGGACUUGGCGAAAGAGGACGAGGGAGCGACUCCGCUGGACGUGCUGAUCAAGCAGAAGGUGAAGCACGAGCAGUACAGCGCCACCUCCUACACCAACGACAUCGGCAUCCUCAUACUGGACCGGGAAGUCACUUUUACUGAGUUGAUCAAGCCGAUCUGUAUCCCCAAAGACGAGAAACUGAGAGCCACAACCUUUGAAGACUACAACCCUUUGAUUGCCGGGUGGGGCAAUACACAAUUCCGUGGUGCAGCAGCCACACACCUCCAAGUGCUGCAGCUGCCAGUGGUGGGCAACGACUACUGUAUGCAGGCGUACAGCGCGUACAAAGCGCAGAAGAUCGACGAGCGCGUGCUCUGCGCAGGGUACAAGCAGGGAGGCAAGGAUGCUUGCCAGGGUGACAGCGGUGGACCUCUCAUGCAGCCUAUUUGGAGUCCAACCUCACACAAGACGUACUUCUACCAGAUAGGAGUGGUCUCCUACGGCAAGAACUGUGCUGAAGCCAACUUCCCAGGCGUCUACUCCAGGGUCACGCACUUCAUACCCUGGAUCGAGCAGAAAGUUCUAGGAAGAACCACAACGUGACUUCAAUUUUAAAGUUCGUCACAUUAAAAGGCUUUAAUUUUUAGACGAUUCUUCGACUUGUCACGAGGCGAGGCCAACUCGAAUUUAAUGUUUAUGUCACAAUAGUAGUUAGUAUAGGGAAUAAAAUAUGUGUGUGUGAGUGUUUAUUGUAUUUGUAUUCAUCUGUUUUUUUGCUGUUCUUUCUUAUUGUCUUUUAUAACUGUGAUAGUUAUUUGUCUGUGGAGAAUUAAUUAUAUUUAACUAUCUAUACAACAUAAUGAGACGCACAUGCACGUGUGUUGCCUUAUUAAGUUUUGUCUCAAAUCGGGUCGGCCUCGCCUCAAGUCACAAAAGUUCGUCACGCCAAGAAUAUCUCAACAAGCUCUCACAAAAUGUUAAAUUAAGUUAUAAGUUACGCAUAAGUAUUGACUACUGUUAUAUUUUAAUAAUUAUUUAAUUAUAGUAUUUGUAAGCAUAGUUCUUGUCACUAAAAUAUUAUUUUUGUAUAUUCUGAAUACGCAAACAAGCGACUUUUUUAAUUUAAAUAAAUGCUCACGUUUUAAUAA
This is a messenger RNA of Spodoptera frugiperda (fall armyworm), 2666 nucleotides long. RefSeq names its product serine proteinase stubble (gene CLIP4). NCBI's taxonomy places the organism in Eukaryota, Metazoa, Arthropoda, Insecta, Lepidoptera, Noctuidae. The record is from RefSeq and is a predicted model, not a curated record. The coding region runs from base 127 to 2121 and encodes 664 amino acids. The transcript has 10 exons. Gene Ontology annotation, molecular function: serine-type endopeptidase activity. Gene Ontology annotation, biological process: proteolysis.